Vespula vulgaris is the source of this 682-nucleotide messenger RNA. It is a transcript of the gene ATPsyndelta, whose product is annotated as ATP synthase subunit delta, mitochondrial. Gene Ontology annotation, molecular function: proton-transporting ATP synthase activity, rotational mechanism. The record is from RefSeq and is a predicted model, not a curated record. The transcript is spliced from 4 exons. Gene Ontology annotation, biological process: proton motive force-driven ATP synthesis. Lineage: Eukaryota; Metazoa; Arthropoda; Insecta; Hymenoptera; Vespidae. The coding region runs from base 88 to 570 and encodes 160 amino acids.
AAAUUUCUAUUCUUUCCAUAUUCGUCUGUGCUGCGUGAACUUCGAUAGCAGGAUUUACAUUUUCUUAAAUCCAUACAGACUGGUAAAAUGGCAACUAUCACUCGUAAUCUUCGACCAUAUUUAAAAUAUAUGCGUAACCAAAUCAGGACUUACGCUGAAGCAGUCAGUGAUGAAAUGAAAUUCACAUUUGCUGGUGCAAAUCAGGUAUUUUAUGAUCAAAGUGUAAUUCGACAAGUAGAUGUUCCGUCAUUUUCUGGUUCUUUUGGUAUCCUCCCAAAACAUGUACCUACCCUUGCCGUAUUAAAACCAGGUGUUGUUACAGUUUACGAACAAGAUGGUAACACUAAAAAAGUUUUUGUUUCUUCUGGUACAGUGACAAUAAAUGAAAAUAAUAGUGUACAGAUUUUAGCAGAAGAAGCUCAUCCGGUAGAAGAUCUUGAUAGUUCUGCAGCAAGAGAAAUACUUAGUAAAGCUCAACAACAACUUUCCUCUGCAACAACAGAUAAAGAUAAAGCCGAAGCAGCCAUUGCUGUUGAAGUUGCAGAAGCUCUUGUGCAUGCGACACAAUAAGUAUUAAAAAUUUUUGAAAUGUCGCCAUUACAUCUUAGAUAUACAUAUUUAACAUAUAAUUAUCCUAUUGCUGUAUAAAAUGCAGUAAAAAUAAAAUCUUAUAUUAAGAUCA